Molecule: messenger RNA, 1899 nt
Organism: Penicillium angulare
Lineage: Eukaryota; Fungi; Ascomycota; Eurotiomycetes; Eurotiales; Aspergillaceae
Exons: 4
Coding region: 1-1899 (632 amino acids)
Molecular function (GO): protein binding
Source: RefSeq, a predicted model, not a curated record
AUGAGUGCCGCCGAGGUUGGUCAGCGGCGGUCUUUUGACGGCCAGCUAUGCACGGUACGGUAUGUGGGCGGCGUUGAAGGCACCACGGGCGACUGGCUUGGUGUUGAAUGGGACGACCCAUUUCGAGGCAAGCAUGCAGGCGAACAUAAGGGAGUGCGAUAUUUUACAUGCAAGAAUAAGCAUCCUACAGCGGGGUCUUUUGUUCGCCCCUCCAGGCCAUCAGAACCACCAAGAAGUUUCCUAGAAGCUCUGCAUGAGAAGUAUGCCUCGGAAGUCCAGCAGCAAAACACCCAAGCUACUUCCACUUCAACUGCCAGUCCGAAGGCUAUUGAAAUCAGUGGUAAAGUUGUUGAGGAAGUUGGCUUCGACAAGAUUCGCAAACAGCUUGCAGAGCUAGAAGAGCUACGAAUUGUGCUGCUAGAUGGGCUACGUAUUUCCGGCGUCUUGCCCUCUUACGAACAGCCCGAGACAUCUGUUAAGGAGGCAGCCCCGAAGAUCGCAGCAACCUGUCCCAAGAUUAUCGAACUAGACCUCAGCCGCAGUCUCUUGAGUUCUUGGCGCGAUGUACGGGAUAUUUGCGAUCAGCUGAAGCAGUUGAAAAGGUUGCGUGUGAAUGGAAAUCGAUUCCAGCCGCUAGAAGACGGCUUGGUGUUCAAUGAAAUCAAUGAAUUGCAACUAGAAGCGACUCUUCUCACCUGGGAGGAAAUUGCCGAAGUGGUGUCUAGAUUCCCAGCACUCACAAACCUCACAGCGUCCGCCAACCAACUGACAACCACACCAUGUUCACUCCCGAACUCCAUAAGCUUUCUAAAUCUCGAAAACAACGAGAUAACAUCAAUAUCAGCAAUUCGCAAAAUAGCCAGCCUACCCAAUCUAAACCACUUAUCAUUGCGAGGAAAUAACCUCAGCACUAUAAUCGAUGGCUCCAGCGAUACAAUCCACGACUUCCAAUUUCCCCGAACCCUCCAUUCUCUCGAUCUUUCUCGCAACAACAUCACAUCCUGGACAGUCUUGAAUCACAUAGCAGCACUCUUCCCAGGUCUAACAACCCUCCGCAUAUCAGGAAAUUCACUUUAUGAUCAACCCCCUCUCGCCCCAUCAAUCGCAGCAGCAACAGCCAGCAUGAGCGCCUCUAAACCAAUGACAGUCGACGAGUCGUUCAUGCUCACUUUAGCUCGAUUCCCUUCUACCCUCUGCACGCUGAAUUACAGCACCAUAUCGCUACAGGACCGCUCUAACGCAGAAAUGUACUAUCUGUCCUUGAUUGGCAAGGAGCUGUCUGCCACCUCUGAAGAAGAAGAAAGCUCUAUCCUCGCUACUCACCCACGAUAUGCAGACCUAUGUGCUCUGUACGGCGAACCAAGAAUAACGAGAGCAGUUGAGUCCGACGGCUCAGGUCACAGAGCUAUUCAUCCACGCUCUGUCGCCGCACGACUAGUAAAGUUGGCUUUCCAUUUAAGUCAAGCCCAAUCUUCAUCGACGAGUAAUGCUGGUUUAGAACCUGAGAUCUCGGUGAAAGAGGUCCCAACAUCAUUCAACACAUAUCAAGUUAAAGCACUUGUCUCACGGCUCUUUGCACUCCCUGCAUACGGAUUUAAACUAGUUUGGGAGACUGAUGAAUGGGAUCCAGUUGCUAGAGCAGCUGUUGAAGAGGAAGAUUGGGCAGAAGAUAGCGAGGAUGAGAUGGCUCAGCAGCACGUUGUUGAAUCUUCUACAGAAGACAAUUCGAGUCGUUUUGUGCGGCGGGAAAUCGAACUUGUGGAUUCGACGAGGGAUAUAGGAUACUUGUUUCAGGGAGAAACGGGUGAGAUGAAGAUUAGGGUGAAUGUUUUUGGACCAGAGAGCUCAUCGGCAAAUAUUUCGUUGCCCAGUGCUGCUCCAGUGUCGGUGGUAUCUUAA